CAAGUGGAUACCUAAACCACACGUCGGUGGCCACGGUGGGGUAAAACACUUUCUCUUUGAAUCCGUGCCUUGGCCAGACAUCACAGUACUUCAAAGUACUCUUAGCCAGUUUUUUAUCAGCCAGUGAGCAUUGUCGUGGUCUUAGACGUUAUUUGGUGUCGCUUUCAAUCUUUUGCUCCUUUGCUGACUAUUUUCCACCUAGAUGAAGUAAUAACAACGAGAGUGGAUAGUGGAUGAGACAGAAGCCGAUUGGAUUUGUAAAUUAAUAACCGAGAGAGGUUAUUGAAUAUUCACUUUGAUAAUAAAGUGAUAAAGGUGUAUUGAAGUAAAUACUUGAGGCAUGGAAUUAUCACGUGCAUGGAUAUUACUUGUGUGUUGCUUACUAGCAAUAGGGCACGUUACAUCCGCACCGAGUCCUCAGGAGCCGGCGUUUGAACUUCCAGUCCAAUUAGUCGGAUUUCCUGUCAUCAUUGCCGCUGUCAGAAUUACUAAUUUCAUUAAGAAAUUGGCCUACUCUCUCAACCCUCAGACCUACAUGGGACGAAGUAGAAGAUCUGUGCAGGAUGAGGAGAUAUUAGAUAUUGACCAAGUGGAGAAGAAAUUAAUUGCCGAAAUGGGGGAAAAAGUUUGCAUUUAUGAGAGAACCUGCGCCAAAUUUGCCGCUAUUACACUCAAGAAAGGAUAUCGCGACCCGAAUCUUGAUUGGGAUGAAAUAUUUAGUCAAUACAAGUCAUCACCAGAUCCAAUGAAAGAAAAUUAUUUACUGAGUGUUUUUAUGGGAGAAAUAAUUGGCAGCCCUAGACUUUGUCAUCAGCUUUCUAAACGACGUGCUUGCGAUGAAAAUGCUUCCGAUUGACUAUUUUCAUCCGUUAGAAAAAUUUAUAUUUAAUGGGGAGGAAUUGAUGUGCUAUAAUUAUUACUAUGAUAAAAUUCGAACCUAGUAAUUGUAAAUAUGUAAUUUAGUAAUCAUAAUCACUCUAUAAAAAUAGUUGUGACUUGUGAAGCUGUGUAUUAUCUCGUCAGACGACAAUUACCUCAGGUGUUUUAAUAUUAUUAUAAAAUGUACUUGACUUGAAAUUGUUUUGUUAUUUUUUUAAAUAAAUACAUAAACAAAA
Molecule: messenger RNA, 1115 nt
Organism: Cotesia glomerata
Lineage: Eukaryota; Metazoa; Arthropoda; Insecta; Hymenoptera; Braconidae
Exons: 5
Coding region: 341-856 (171 amino acids)
Source: RefSeq, a predicted model, not a curated record